This is a messenger RNA of Pseudogymnoascus verrucosus, 1056 nucleotides long. RefSeq lists its product as uncharacterized. Gene Ontology annotation, molecular function: monoatomic cation transmembrane transporter activity. Gene Ontology annotation, cellular component: membrane. Gene Ontology annotation, biological process: monoatomic cation transport; transmembrane transport. The record is from RefSeq and is a predicted model, not a curated record. Lineage: Eukaryota; Fungi; Ascomycota; Leotiomycetes; Thelebolales; Thelebolaceae. Bases 1 to 1056 code for a protein of 351 amino acids. The transcript is spliced from 3 exons.
AUGGAGGCAAACGUUAUGGCAAACGAUGUCGAGCUUGAGCAGCUACGCCGCUCCAUCGUCAGCCCACCGAGCAUGUCGAUGUGGACUAAAUUGCAUAUCAAUCGUCUCGUCCGAGUAGCAGAGGAUCCAGCUGCAUCGCGACUGUUAGGCGACCGACAGGAUACAUCGGCGUUUCACGUCAGGGCCGCAAUUUACCUUUCUAUUUAUGGCACGAUCCUCGUUGCAGCGCUACAGAUCUAUGCGGCUGUGACAACCCUUUCAUUGUCACUCUUCGUUACCAUGGCAGAGAGUUGUUGUGAGGCCGUGAGCAACAUCGGCCUGAAUUACCUCCACAGGAAAUCCAAGAAGCUUAGCGGUUCGCCCCGAUGGCCAGCAGGCGCAGGAAGGUUGGGCAAUGCUGGCAACAUCUGCUUCGCAUUUGCCCUAAUGGCCGUAUCAUUGGUUCUUACCGUCGAGAGUAUCCGCGCGCUGGCCGGGAACGAUCAUGAGCUCGGAAAGUUUUCAGUGGCAGCCAUUGCCGCUGCUGUGUGCGGGUUCGGCAUCAAGCUCUUUUUGGCAAUCUAUUGCUUCAUCUUCCGGAAACACAGUAGUCAAGUGGAGAUGCUCUGGGAGGACAAUCGCAACGACUGUUUUGAAUAUGGCUUCGCCAUUUUCACAUCCGCAGUUGGCGCCAAAUUGAAUUGGUGGGUUGAUCCAGCCGGUGCCAUGCUUAUCGCAUUUGUCAUCAUUAUCACCUGGGUCGGUACCGUCCACUCAGAGUUCCUACAGCUUUGCGGAGUUGGCGCUUCGCCUAGCUUCGUACAGGAGAUUGUCUUCCUUACCAUUCGCCACUCUCAGUUAAUCUUGAAAGUCGACUCGAUUCACGCAUAUCACUGGGGUGAAGACCUUGUUGUUGAGGUAGAUAUUGUCAUGGCGCCUGAGCGCUGCCUUCGUGAGGUCCACGACAUCUCGCAAGAAUUGCAAGACAAGCUUGAGACGGUCGAAGGCGUUAGUCGUGCUUUUGUUCACGUUGAUUACGAAACUUCGCAUAUGCCCGAGCACCGCAAAACCCGUUGA